AGUACUUCGCCUGUGACACAUCUAGAAAGUUUAUUUUGAUUUGUGUCUUUUGGUCUUCUUGAAUUUAAUUAUGGUAUCUGUUGGUGAAUUAAGCUUGAGGAAUACACUUUUAGGAUUUGUGGGUGUGCAUAGUGAUAUCUUGCAUGUCAAAAGUCACAAUAUUUUAUUACGUGACGACGAGGAAUUUAGAAAUGAUAAAAAAUCUGUAUUAAUUAUCAGUGGAGGCGGUUCUGGUCAUGAACCAUUUCCUGUCGGAUUCGUUGGCAAAGGUAUGCUCUCAGCAGCAAUAUGUGGGGAAAUAUUUACGUCACCAUCGGUCACCAGUUGCCUCGCAUCAAUUCUGCUAUCGUCACAAAAUGAUCCGAGCCGUGAGAUUUUAAUGGUCAUUAAUAAUUAUACUGGAGAUAGAUUGAAUUUCGGAUUGGCUAUAGAAAUGGCGAGAAAUAUACACAAGUAUGAAAACAUAAAAUCAAUUAUCAUUGAUGACGACUGUGCGAUUGAUAAUCCACGAAAUUCGACAGGCAGACGUGGAUUGACGGCCAUAAAUCUCAUAAUGAAAAUAGCAGGCGCAAUGAGUGCCAAAGGCUUUCCUCUAACUGAUAUCCACGAACAAUGCUCAUCGAUACUUAACAAUCGAAUGAUUCGAACAAUUGGUUUCACAUUUCAACACAAUCGAAAUGAAUUAAAUCAAAUAGAUAUUGGAUAUGGUAUCCAUGGUGAAGCUGGUGCUUUAAAAUUAGACAAUACGAAAUGCUUUAAAACCAUAAUUGGAAUUUUGAAGCAGAAAUUAAAGAUUGAUGAAAUUAAAUCGGAUAUCAUUGUGUUAUUCAAUAACCUCGGCGGUGCUUCCGAAUUUAUAUUUUAUAAUUUCAUCAAAGACUUUAUGGAUUCAAUUAAUGGCAACUCAUUUAAUGUAAUCAAAAUUUAUGCUGGAAAGUUUUUAACAUCACUUGGCAAAGAGGGUAUCGGUGUAUCAAUCAUGGAAAUCAAGGACAAUUCGAUUAUUGAAUUACUUGAACAUCCGACAGAGACAGCAUCGAAAUAUUUAUUUAAUAUCCCACUCAGUUACUCGCAUAGUACACGUGAAAUGGAUUUUGAAGUUUCAAAAGUAGAUGAGUGUCCAAAUCACGAGGAUAUGAUAGAAAAUGUCAAAAUGAAUGAAAUUGAAAUUAUGAAAAAAGUUUUAAUGAAAAUUUGUCAUGAUAUAAAUGACGCAAGAAGUGACCUUAAUCUCAUGGAUAAAGAAUUGGGCGAUUCUGAUACGGGAGAUACAUUGUCACGUGGUGCCUGUGCGAUUCUUAGAGAAUUAUCAAAGAAUAAUUUAAAUGCUGGCAAUCCACACAAAUUUCUCAUUACUCUUAGUGAUAUUUUAAUGAGAUCCAUGGGUGGCAGUUCCGGUGCUAUUUUUUCAAUUUUCUUUCAAUGUGCUUCUAUUGCAUUUCGUGAUUGCAAUAAAUACUGCAUUACUAAUUGGCUUCAAGCAUUAUCGAAUGGAAUUGAUGGAAUAAUGCGGUAUGGUAAAGCAGAAAUUGGCGAUAGAACUUUACUCGAUUCCCUUUGUGUUGGAUAUAAUGAGAUGAAAAUUACUUUUAAUGACGGAAAUUCCCUCGAAGCGGUUCAAGCUUUUACAAAAGGAUGUCAAAUUGGAUGUGACAAAACAAAGAACAUGUUUCCAAAAAGUGGUAGAUGUGCUUACGCAUAUGCUGAUAAAGAUUCUGAUUUCAAAUUUAGUAGCAAAUUUCCUGAUUCCGGCGCGUACGUUAUUUCAAUAAUUUCAAAUGGAAUUCUUCACGUGCUACAAGGGCUUGAAUAAUGUUUGCGAAUGUUUCAGCUUCUCUUCUUAUUCUAGCGUUUUUUUGCACAGCUUAUAACUUCUGUAUUGCUUUAUGCUUAAAUUCAUAGUCUUAGCGAGUGAUUGUUCAUUGUUACAACAAUUUGAAUGCUCAAUUUGCAACAUGAGACCUGCUUUAUGUUUACACAACAGAAUAAAUUUUAUUUCUAAACUUACCGGAGAAAUUCUUAAGCUCAAUGACACUCCUUGAUAUGUCAAUAACUGUACUCAAAUAA
Molecule: messenger RNA, 2067 nt
Organism: Chironomus riparius
Lineage: Eukaryota; Metazoa; Arthropoda; Insecta; Diptera; Chironomidae
Source: the annotation of a GenBank genome assembly